Gossypium raimondii (Peruvian cotton) is the source of this 915-nucleotide messenger RNA. Its product is annotated as 21 kDa protein. Gene Ontology annotation, biological process: negative regulation of catalytic activity. Gene Ontology annotation, molecular function: enzyme inhibitor activity. Bases 146 to 736 code for a protein of 196 amino acids. The transcript has a single exon. The record is from RefSeq and is a predicted model, not a curated record. Lineage: Eukaryota; Viridiplantae; Streptophyta; Magnoliopsida; Malvales; Malvaceae.
CGCGUUCAACUUAAAGCAAAUUGCCGCGUGUCAGAACAUAUUGUCAGUCUAAGUUUAUCUCCACCUUCACCUUCUAUAAAUAUAAAACCCUGUCAGUCUCCUUUCUAUAACCCCCUUCUCAAAUUUCUAAAGCUAUUGAAGAAGAAUGGCAAGUUCCUCCAUUAUUUUUCUCUUGCUUUCGCUUCUAUGCAUUGUUUGCGAGGCCAGAUCUCCAACUGCUGCAAGAUCAGGUGCCUCAAAUUUCAUCAAGGCUUCAUGUAGUGCCACCAAAUAUCCAUCACUUUGCAUCCAAUCUCUCGCAGCUUUUGCCCCUUCAAUCCAGCGGAGCCCACGCCAACUGGCUCAGACUGCCCUUUCGGUGAGCCUAGAGAGGGCUAAGUCCACCCAGGCAUUCGUCUCCAAAAUGAAGAAAUUCAGGGGACUUAAGAGGAGGCAAUAUGAAGCAAUUAAAGAUUGCAUUGAGGAGAUGAGUGAGAGCGUGGACAGGCUGAGCAAAUCAGUACAAGAGCUCAAGUACAUGGGUCAAGCCAAGGGUCAGGAUUUCUUGUGGCACGUUAGCAAUGUGGAGACCUGGGUUAGUGCUGCACUAACCGAUGAGAACACUUGUGUUGAUGGGUUCGCAGGAAGGGCUUUGGAUGGUAAGAUUAAGGCCUCCAUCGGAGCUCGAGUCAUUAAUGUCGCUCAAGUCACCAGCAAUGCUUUGUCAUUGGUUAACCAGUUUGCCUCCAAGCAGUGAUCAACCUAGCCGCUAGUUGCUCUUGCAGUAAAGUUGGAAAAAAAAAAAAGUGGUCCAGUUGUAGUCAUGGUUUACUUUAGAGGGCUAGCUUUUGGUCAGUUUUGUCAUGUGGUUUGGUCUUGAAUCCCUUUUUUAAGUGUAAGAAUAUGAAUAUGAAUGAAAGUUUUUAUUGGCAACAA